AUGAUCAUUUGGAGCUUGUCGCGCAAUCACGAAAUGAAUUGUUUGUGAUCGGUGGCGAUGAUGAUUUGAGAAUUCUCAAAGAAAUAAGUGUUAAACGUGCGUUCAGGUUGGAAUCAGCAUUUCACGAACUAGCUCAAGCCUUCUAUCAACAGUGCAUAAAACAAAUCAGGGCCAGAUCAAUACCAAAUAAUUUUUCAAAUCUCAUCAUCAGACAACAAUUCAAACUGGCCUUCAUAUCUGAACUCAGACAGGAUACGCAUACAGCCUUAAGGCAUUACAAGUUGGCGUAUCAGAACUGUAUCGAGAGUGAACCGGCCGAAUCGGAGUUGUUCGAAUGGAGACAAGUCACUGGUCUUAUCAAUUAUAAAAUAUGUCAACUGUCAUUUCUGCAUAGCACAGCGCUCGAAGCAAUCUCGCAACAACGUCGUCAUGUGUCACAUAUGUUCGCCACCUCACCUGGUCAGUAUCCGUCCGCGCAGUUGGCUGCCAUCGAAUUCGCUCUCUGGAAAAGUAAACAGUGUUCAAUGUUUGCGGACUUAUUCGAACGUGCUGUGGUGAAUGGACUAGCCGCGAUGUCGACACAACACCCUGGCAUUCAUCUGCACGCAUCUGCCGAUCAUCUGAGGCUAGCAAAUGAGCUGAUCGAUUCAAUGCGAUCUGCGCUUUCGUUAUCGUCGUCGGUUGCCGAUCAUCUGAUUUCGCCUCAACCCGAUCCACUUCAAUCACAACAAUCGUCAUGGUCAACCGUCGUCUUCUAUGGACAACGUCCAUGGCGAGUGUCAACCGAAAGUGGCGGAGGUUUAGCCGAUUCGAUCACUGAGAACAAUGCGAGAAUCACUCUUGAGCAACGUUGUAUGCCGAACCAUAAGCGAUGUUUAGCAUUGCUUUCAUCCGCAAUGUCGCAGUUCAAAAAAUACAAAUGCGUUCGAAUGCAACGACACAUAAUGUUGCUGAUGGCUGAUGAAUACGCUGCGUUGAAUCAUCACUCGAAAGCCUUGCAAUUCAUUUCGCACGUUUUAUGGGAGUGUCGUAUUGAGAAGUUCACUCUGCCGAUUUCACUGCUGCUCUCGCGAUCGCUGAUGUCGUCGUUUUUCGUGGCUGAUCUGAAAGAGUUCGUCUCGUCGAGUGUACAGAUUCUCAACAUUCACUCAUUUCCAUCAUUCGAAUCAAUUUCCGCACACAUCGCCAUGAACAUCAACCGAAUACGAAACGCACAACCACCACUCUCACCAUUACCCUCAUUCCAACUCUCUGAUGCACAAUUAAUUGCUUGCCAACAACAAUGGAUGAACGUCUUCUCAGAGCGUGUGUUCUUUUCGUUGAGUGCACCACGUAUUGAUGCCUUCGUUCGUGCACAUGCUUCGUUUUUAUGCACCGAGCAGGCGAUUGCCUCUGGAUCAACGCUGAUUCUUAAGGUAUCGCUUUAUUCGUGUGCGUGUGUAGCGAUGCAUUUCGAGCGUUUACGUGUGAAUGUCAGUGAUGCGUCAACGACAACCACAAAUGCCGAGCGAUUGCCGAUGUUCGAAUUCCUUUCUGAGAAUAUCGAGUUGAAGCCGAAUUGUGAGACGAAUUUCUUUUAUGAACUCAACUUGGAUGUCAACGAAUUUCUUGAAACGAAGUUAAUUGUGGUGAGCGGAUUGAACUUGGAAUUUGGCUCAUUGCAUUCGUGUGUUUAUGGAACAUUGGAUUGGGAGUUUACAUCGUUAACGAUGGGUGUCCCAGAAUCUGCUUAUAGAACUUCGAUGUUGGACUCGCGCAUUGGAAUGCCGUCAAUUAAAGUGUAUCCUCGAGAGGCGAGUGUACGGUUAGAAGGUGAUCUGAAGGGAGAUGCUCUGUUGGGACAGGUGGCGAAUCUUUCUUUGAAAUUGGUUUGUGACGAGAACGAAGCGUUACCUGAACGCUUGAGAGUGGAAUGGUAUGCGGAAUCGUGCAAAGAGGAUGUUCCGUCCUCGGUGCAAACAGCAACGUCAACAUCAACAUCAAUAACGACGGCACAGUCGAAAUCUUCACCAUUGCUCUUUUUGAAUUCACAAAACAAACUCAUCGACAGCGAUCAGCUCUGUGUUGAUAUCGCUUCAUUGCACACAACGGAAACACCGAACUCGCCUGUUGAGAUUCCUCUUACGAUUGGCUAUUGUGCACAAGCGGUUGGCACUCUCUACAUAGUGAUCAAGAAUGAGUUGAUCGAAUCGCCGAUGAUGGAAAUAGAAUUUUUUGCUCGUUGUGAUAUCGAAACAAUGGCCGAGCUCGUCAUCGGUGACAUCCAAUGGAAACCGUUCGUUUACGCAUCUAAGACUGAAAUUGCAAUCGUGAAUGAAACAAAUCCGGUAUUCUUCGAUUUCACCUCACUACCGUUCACUUUUUCUUCAUUCGUGCGAAAACUUUCUUCCCAAUUCAUUCAUAUUCAUUCAACGUUUUAUUUUCUAGAGUGCGGAUAUAGAGUUGGAAGAAGACGAGCUGAGACUUCGCGCAAUCCCAAGUUAUGGGUUUUGUCUCAACUGGAUGCGGGUGUUGUGUAUCCACGACGUGCACCACUCUCAAUAACUGCCCAAAUUUGUACGUCGCAAUGUAUCGUACGAACAGCUAUUCCAAUAUUGUUUUCCAUAAAGAAUCUGCACAGCGAACCGGCAGAUUUACAUAUCACUAUCGAAAUGACCGAUUUGUUCAUGUUCGCUGGUAAUAAAGAGGUAGGUGAUCGAUUAAAUCAGUCAUUUCGUUCAUGA
Anisakis simplex (herring worm) is the source of this 2723-nucleotide messenger RNA. NCBI's taxonomy places the organism in Eukaryota, Metazoa, Nematoda, Chromadorea, Rhabditida, Anisakidae. The record is from the annotation of a GenBank genome assembly.